Messenger RNA from Perkinsus marinus ATCC 50983, 1869 nucleotides. RefSeq lists its product as hypothetical. The transcript has 3 exons. The record is from RefSeq and is a predicted model, not a curated record. NCBI's taxonomy places the organism in Eukaryota, Perkinsozoa, Perkinsida, Perkinsidae. Bases 1 to 1869 code for a protein of 622 amino acids.
AUGACUUCAACAACUGCUACCGUCUCUACUCUCUCUGAUCUCCUCAGUGACUACGGUCCUCGCCUUGACCCAAGGGCCGUACGUAAGGCGGCCACCUCCUCCACCAUAACUCAACCUCUCGUGAAUGAUUGCAUUACUUCACUUGUUAGCAGCGAAGACGUUUCUCAGCGCGGGGCGGCCUUAGUCCUCAUUGGAGCGCUGGCGGACGCGACAGACGCCCGCCUGAUGGGAGCGUUCGAUAACGCCGUCUCGGCACUAUGUCGUGGCUUGACCUCCGAUACAGCUUCCGAUCUCAGGCUGCUCCCUCUCACUAUCAGGACCCUUUUCGAGGUCCUCAGUAGUGGGCCAGCGGAGAGCACUAAGGUCAAAGGGCAGGCACUGAACAAGGUUAUUGAUCUGUGGGAGAAACUACAGGCUGGUGGCUACAGUGAAGUUAUAGUAGCUGCCAUUACCCCUGAGGUGCUAGAGGGGGUUACGAUACUCCUUCGUAAAGGGACGUACAAGCCCAACAAACCCACAGCUGGUCGCCUCAUGACCAUGCUCGUCCCUUUUGUCCUCGAUGAUAACAGUGCCGCCCUACUGCGUAUGGAGGCAUGCAAUGUCAUCCUCGCCUUGCCAGCAGCCAAGAUUGGCGACGUUGGUCCCGACACCCACACAGGGGUCCUGGUAGACGUCCUCUCUGGUGAGGUUAAUGUGAAGCAGAAGGCAUCUCCCGAACAUUUGGUGAAGGUCUGUCAGCUCGUAAGGACUCUAUUGCGCUGCGGUAAAUGUCAAGAACUGCCCUUCAAGAAGUUGAUGAAGUUUCAGCACAUCUGCACUCGAGCUCUACUCCUCCAUGCUCGUCAGAGGACCUUUGAUGCAGGCCUUGCUCGCUCCUUAGCCACUCAGACUGUCGGCCUCCUCUACGACAUAUGUGACCAGCUUGGAACUGGCUUCGUCAGCCUUCUAUCUACUAUUCUCGUCAAGAGGCAUGUACAGCCACUCCUAGAGGGCCUCGCUGAUAUGCCCACAGAGGUUGCCAACCUGUUGUCCUCGGAUCUGGACCGUCUCAUCACUGCAUAUCCCAGUCUGGCUCUGGUCGACCAAAGUCUACACAAGGUUGCCCUCUCGCUGGGCCCGUCCAACAUAUUGGCUACCCUCUGUCGCCUGUCCCAGCCUGCCCCCGAGAUCCUAGGGGAAGUUGCUGGCAGUGCUAUGCGGAUCUUGUUGGAGGCGCGCUCUGAUGAAGAGGAUCUCAGCGUGGCUACUUCACUACUACAUGCCUGUGGAGGCCUUUUAACGGAGGCUGGCAUGGGAGCGGCUGCAGCCGGGCUACUCUAUCGUAGGGGUUUGCCUGUUCCCGCCACUCUGAAGGCUCAUGCCCCCGCGUCCUCCAGCACUAAGAUCGGUCCUAGUGUAUGUGACGAGUUUACCACGGCGUUGAUGAGCUCGUUGAAACGGCAUCGAGACGAGGAACUCUCUGAGGAAGCUGAUAACAAGAAGCCUCGGACUGAGCAAGAACAUGAGGAGGCGAAGCCCAGUAGUACCACCACUACUGCAGGCAACCCGUUCGGUAUUACUAUCGGUGGAGUGGCUGUGGAUGCUCAUGAGGACCAUACCAUUGAACGAAAAGUCAUUACAUCACUCAGCCCUUCAGCGGAAGAGGCAGUGCAAGUGCCCGUUGUAGAGUCACCAGUAACUCCUGCUAUUGCCGUUACUCGUGAAGAUGAUGAUGAUGACGAAGUACCUUCAAGUUCACCUCCUCCCUCGGAAGACAUCCUACAGACGCCCGAAUCGGACUCAGACACAAUGAGUGAUGUGCCGGACCUCUGUAUGGACCCCCCUGAUGAUGACGACGACGAGGCAGUAGCAGCUGCGACUGACGAGUGA